Glossina fuscipes is the source of this 1160-nucleotide messenger RNA. RefSeq names its product ubiquitin-conjugating enzyme E2-22 kDa-like. Bases 327 to 926 code for a protein of 199 amino acids. Gene Ontology annotation, molecular function: ubiquitin conjugating enzyme activity. The transcript has a single exon. Gene Ontology annotation, biological process: proteasome-mediated ubiquitin-dependent protein catabolic process; protein polyubiquitination. Gene Ontology annotation, cellular component: nucleus. NCBI's taxonomy places the organism in Eukaryota, Metazoa, Arthropoda, Insecta, Diptera, Glossinidae. The record is from RefSeq and is a predicted model, not a curated record.
ACAAUUUUUGAGUGAGAAUACUGGGGCCAAGUCAAACAAAUCGGAGAAACUAAAAAGGAUAAGUGGAAAUUUAAUGGGAUUUGUACAAACAAAUGUCUUAUUGUAAAUUGUCAAAUAUUUUAUGAUUUUUCUUGAACAUCAGUUCGGAAAGUCGCCAAAUUGUCCAGCUCGUUAAAUAUCACAAGUUCCGAAAUUUUUAUUAAGGUUUUUCCAACAAUCUUGAAUUGUUCGGUUGAGAAAAACAUUUUUACGAAGGAAAUUAGAUCCAAGAUUUACGUUAAAGUUUAACAAAAAGGGGAAAAAAAUAAAAAAGCAAGAAACUCGCCAUGGCUAGCUCUGCAGCAUGUCGCAUAAAGCGCGAAUUCAAAGAAUUAAUGUGCGAUGAAGCGUUUGUACAAAAUUCAAAUAAAUUAGAAUUGGUCGAUGAUUGUUGGACCGAAUUACGCGGAGAAAUAACUGGACCCUCCGGAACACCUUAUGAGGGUGGUAAAUUUCUAUUGGCAAUCAAAAUACCGGAAAGGUACCCCUUCGUUCCACCAAAUGUGCGCUUUAUCACCAAAAUCUGGCACCCAAAUAUAUCAUCAGCUACGGGUGCCAUUUGUCUAGAUAUUUUAAAAGAUAACUGGGCGGCUGCGAUGAGUUUGCGCACGGUUCUAUUAUCGUUGCAAGUUCUAUUAGAUGCCCCCGAACCGGAUGAUCCGCAAGAUGCCGUGGUAGCUUAUCAAUAUAAAAAUAAACGGCAGAUAUAUGAAAUGACAGCUCAACAUUGGACCAAUGUUUACGCAGGCGGUCCUCAUAGGCAUCCGGAUUGUGACGAAAAAGUUCAAAAUUUAAAAGAUAAAGGCAUUAAUGAAAAUGAAGCUCGAGCUAUUUUAUCUAAAGAGGACUGGUGUUUGAAAAAAGCAUAUAAAGAAUUUUCCUUUUAGAUUUAUUAAACCUGGAAAGUUUCGGCCUCGCGACUCAAUCAACUCAAUAACAGAAGUGAUCAUAUACCUUAGUAACUGAAAACUCCGAGUGACACUCAGAGAAAAGAAAUAAAACAAACGGACCGAAUGUGCUUUAAGUAUUUAUUAAUAUAAUAUUUUUUUUUAUGUCCUCAUCGUUUUUAAUAACAUUUACUUUGUAAUAAUAUUCGUAUUGUUUUACCGUCCAUUAAAGGU